Messenger RNA from Anarrhichthys ocellatus (wolf-eel), 4921 nucleotides. Its product is annotated as immunoglobulin-like domain-containing receptor 2. The transcript is spliced from 11 exons. Lineage: Eukaryota; Metazoa; Chordata; Actinopteri; Perciformes; Anarhichadidae. Gene Ontology annotation, cellular component: membrane. The record is from RefSeq and is a predicted model, not a curated record. The coding region runs from base 78 to 2309 and encodes 743 amino acids. Gene Ontology annotation, biological process: pancreas development.
CCCACAGCCACUGCCCCUCGCGCCGGAGUCCCGUUAUCUGCCAGUUAAAUGUUGUGAGUUUGAAACAUCGUCCAGGGAUGAAACGACAGACAAAAGAAGACGAAGUUCAUCAGAAAACUUUAAUUAAAUUCACCUACAGGAGUUGGAAAAUGUUUUUGGUUCCGAAGUGGUGGAUUUUCAUCGUCUGUGUGUCAGGCGUCCUCCCUCCCCGUUGCUCGGGGGUCAAUGUGUUUGUGAGAGAUGAGAAGAAGUAUGCCGUGCUGUUCCAGUCCGUGGUUCUGCCGUGCCAGUACAACAGCGUGUCCACCCAGACGCCCGUGGUGCAGUGGGUCUACAAGUCGUACUGUCGGGACCGCACGCGGGAUUCAUUCAACUUCCCCGACAGCCUGAGCGGAGGCCAGGGAGGCGGUGGGCUGAUGGGCGGAACCAGAGGAGCCGCCGGAGGCUACGAGACGGGGAUGACGGCGAGCUACCUGGACUGCGCCGACAGCAGCCGGACGGUCCGAACCGUGGCCUCCAUCUCUGGAUCCUCAAUCACGCUGUCAGAGUACUACAAGAGCAGAGACAUCUCCAUCAUCAACAAGGCAGACCUGCGCAUGGGAGAGGUCCAGUGGGGAGACAGUGGAGUCUACAUCUGCAAAGUGGUGAUAUCGGAUGAUUUAGAGGGUCGGAGCGAAGCCUCCGUGGAGCUGCUGGUUCUUGGUUUCUCAGGCGUGCCUGAAGAUCUGCUGCCAGACUUUGACUUGAAGAUUAUGCCAGAGUGGGUGUUCGUGUCGGCCGUGGCACUGGGCAGUGUCUUAUUCCUGCUGUUGGUUGGGGUUUGUUGGUGUCAGUGUUGUCCUCACUCCUGCUGCUGCUACGUCAGCUGCUGGUGCUGCCCUGACACAUGCUGCUGCCCAAGACACCUAUACGAGGCAGGUAAAGGUAUAAAGACGGGCACCUCGACACCUGCCUACCCUCCAUACUUUGUCACUGGUGUCCCCACGAUGGUCCCCAUCGCUCCCCCUUCUCUGGUGGACAAGAUGUCUUCCGUCCCCCCUUCGGAUGGAAGCCUACUCACAGCAGUGGCGAUGCAUGCUGUAGGGGUUCCCUACCGCGUGCCUUCGCCUCAGGAUCAGGACUCUCUCAGGGUGCUUCAGUAUGUAGAGAAACAACUGGCUCACUUCAACCCUGCCAGGUCCAUGAGCCCCCAGUCCUGUAGCCUGUCCGAGCUGAGCUCCCUCCACGAGAGAGAUAACGGCUUCCGCCAAACAUACCGGAACGUCCAGAAGAAAGCUCUGCCUGCCAUCCCUGACCACGACCCUCCGCCCGAGCCCCAACGAUACCGCGAAAACCGCAGCCCAGAGCCGCAGCGUUACCGCGACAAUCCCCCUUCACCCCAACGAUAUCGCGAUGAAUCCGACUCAGAGCCCCGCCGCUGCCAGGACGAGGAUCUUCCUCCGCGGCGGAACAGCGACGAACCUCCGUCCUUCUCGCAGUCGCGCAGGCCUGGCCGAAAUCAACGGCAACAGAAUCACAGCGAGGAGGAAAACCACAACAGGUGGAACCCUCGUUCAGAACAUCUGCAUAGAAAGACGUACCGUACUGCCGGACGAACCUGCUCACUGGAUGAGCUGGAGGAGUUUGCUGCUUCCUACAAGCAGAGGGGAGGCAGAGGGGAAGGGAAAAGGGAAGAGGAGAGGGGAGACUAUGAGAUGGAGCUUCGGGAGUUCAGUCGAUACCCAUCCUACCGCAAUGGCCCGCCUCAGUAUUAUCACACGGAUGAGAAUGAGCUCGGAGACGACAGCGACCACGAAGAUCAUCCCAGACGGAACAAGAAAAGCGGACACAACAUAAGCCCACUUCAGUCACCCAAAAAGAGGAGGGGCACUUGGGACAGCGAGCGCCCCGCUCCCCCUCCUCCCAGAAUCAGUCCACCAUCAACUUCUUCUCAAGAGAAGGACUACGACGGCACCUUCCUGAACAGCCUGCUGGAUCGCAAGGCUAAGUUGCGAGGGGUCAGCCAGGGGAAGAGCGGGGCCCGGAGCGAGGAGGAUUCAGACACGCCCUCGAAGGGCAGCUCGAAGAAGAGCAGCGGGGAAUCUAGUCGGCACUGCAGCCACUCACCCAGUAACAGGCCCGAGGCCGACUCACUGCCUGCUUACUCAGACACGGAGCGAAGCAGGACUGACAGGCCAUCUCCACGGCCGCUCCCUGCAAACGCUCGCUCCUCUCAGCCUCCUGCCCAUCCCCUGCCCGGUCGCAGAGAGGAGCCCAAAGACAAGACCCGCAAAACGGUCAGGUUCAGACGCUACUACAGUGAAAACUAGAGCACUCUUCUCAGCCGGGACUCCCUCAUCGUCUGACGGACUGAAAGCCUCACAGACUGAGCACUUACGCUCUACAGGAGCUGCAUGUCAAAAAUUACUUUUAUUGCAAAUACAUGCAAUUGACUGUGCAGGAAAGCUGAAUCAGCACGGAUGAAUGAAGAAGUGGACAACAGAGACACUCUUACUAUUGAGACUGACACCGGGGUUUCUGCCUGUGACGUCGCCGAGUGAUGAAGUCAUCGCUGUUCGGUUUCUGUCACCGGCUGCCUCAUAUAUAUAUCUCAGCUGGACUAACACUGAACUAGUGCAGGCUAUGACCUGGACUCCCCCCCUCCCCCUAGCAGGACGCUGUUCAUCUCCUCUCGUCCCUUUAGAAAAGACUAGUUUAUGCUUCCAGCACAAUGAGUGCAUUCAUUUCCACUUGAUGAGAUAUCUGCUUUAAAUAAGCACAGUUGCAGAAAAGGAGGUAUAUGACAACAGCAUUAUUGUAGAGGACAUACUGUAGCUUCAGCUGGAUAACAAAACACACUCUGUGUCGUUCAGCAGCACAUUCAGGGACUAAAGUGCCUAAUUCAGACAGCUUUCCCAAAUUUGAUUUGAAUGUUAACUAAAGCUGGGAGUAGUGAUAUGAUGUUUAUCUACAGAGGGGAUGGACAAAAUAAUGCAAACACACCAUGGAAAAGGACUCUUACAGCUGCAUUGAGCAGAAGCCCUAUGAACAUGCAACUCUGUCCCCGACUCACUGACUUAAUGAGGAAGUCAUCGGUCGGUCGAGUGCUGGAGUCUCUUCAUUGGCCGUUGCUCUUUCGAAUUGAAUAGGCUGCAAAUAUUCUCUUAAUUAUUGACUCAAACAUGGCUGAACCGUGUCACGUGAUAUGCUACUUCAGUACACUUUUAGAACAAAUAUUACUGGAACCACUGCAGAAAAAUUCAAUUGUCAAUUUUGAAUACCCAAGAAUUGACAUUAUAGACACCCCUACUGACUAUUCCUGCAACAAUUUGGCCAAAAUGUAGCACAAUGACACGGUCAAGCCAUAUGCUAGCUUUGAUGGUGGGCAACUUUAAUGUUUUGCUUCAACCCGUCUCCAACUGCAGCUGUUUUUAGUUGUUGCUCUGAAAAACCCAUUGUACAUUACCUGCCCAGCACCAAAACAGCAGACGGACACUGAGAGUAGCCGGUGAACAUAGCGGAGCAUUUAGCAGCUGGAGAACCAGAUACUUGUUGGGAGACAAACAGAGCUAAAUGGAGAGUGAAAUUCAACACAAACCCAACUCCAUGAGAAUGUUGCUGUGUAGCUGCUAGAUGUCUAAAUACAACAACUGUUUGCUAAAACGUUCGCCAUAACAACUGUAUAAGGUGAUUUUUUUUAUAUAUAUAUAUUUUUGAAAUGUUUUUAAUUUUAACAGGUGUGUUUACAGCUUCUUCUACUGCCCCCAUGUGGCCAAAAUAUCUAUUAAAGGAGCAGAGGAAUCUAUUGGCAGAAAUGUAAUAUAAUAUUUCAGUAAUCAGUAUGUUUUCUUUAGUGUAUAAAUCACCUGAAAAUAAGAAUCAUUGUGUUUUUGUUACCUUAGAAUGAGCCGUUUGUAUCUACAUACAAAGGUGUCCUCUUCACGGAGCCAGACGCCAGGUUUCUACGGUAGCUCAGAACGGACAAACCAAGCAUUGGCUCUAGAUCGGUCCAUACAGGUGUUUGUGUUGGCCACCAUAAUUCUUCGAACACGCCUGGCACACGGGAGAAGUUUCAGAUAUGUUGCAAUCUGUAACUUCACCGCUAGGUGUCGCCAACUCCUACAAACUGCACCUUUAUUCUGUUACUUUACACGCAAAUGUGUGUCCCCAAACUGUAGGAGUGCCAGUCAGCAGUAUAUUUGAUAAGUUAAUGGGAAUCAUUUUGAAAUUCAUGCAGUAUAUGCCAUACAAUGUAGUAAACGGAGGGUCUGGACUAAUGCUACAGACUGACCCAAUAUGACCCACAUUUGUUGCAGCGUAGUUACUUCAUUAUUACGUUCCUUAUUCAUGAAGCAGUAACAUUGUUUUGUCUCCUCUCUGUUAAGUCUCUUCAUCUUCUAUUAAAACAUGUUAGUUUGCACAAAGUAACUAUUUUCUCCAAGGGACUAAAACCUGAUAAAAUGUUGUAUGUUUUUGUAAUUUGCCCGUCACAAGAUUUCUUUUUUACUACAGUAUGAAGACAUUUUUAUAUGUAAACUGGACCUAUUUCUGUGUGUGGUGUGAUAUGAUCGAUGUAAUUUGUAAAUGAUUAUGUUUGUUUAGGCUUUCCAGUGUGACUGUGUACAUAAGAUGAAGUGCCUCUGAUUUGAUAACUGUAAUUCAGCCUUUUCUUUUAUCACUGCUGAGUCAACAGCUAAACCAACACCUUCAUACGUUAUCGACAGUCACACAAACAUAUGCAGAACACACAUUUGCCUGCUGAUUUUUUACAUCUUUUGUUCUAACAUUACACCAAACAGUAUUUUAUUAUUCCUGCCAUCAUGUUGUUGUUUUUUGAGAAAAGUCUUACCGUCAGUGUUUGUUUUCUUCCAACAGAUUUUCUGCUGUCUGGUACUGACAACUGUGUGUGUGUGUGUGUGUGUGUGUGUGUGUGUGUGUGUGU